Molecule: messenger RNA, 1128 nt
Organism: Paraglomus occultum
Lineage: Eukaryota; Fungi; Glomeromycota; Glomeromycetes; Paraglomerales; Paraglomeraceae
Source: the annotation of a GenBank genome assembly
AUGACAAAAACCAGAGGCAUAGCAAUCGCGAUCCCUUCAAGAGAUCCAAUACCCGAAAGAACACAGAUAGAACAACUGACGAUUGUAGAGACUCUAUCACCUCCUGAGCGUCAAGACAAACACAGGAAAAUAAAAACAAACAAGCGAAGAAUACGUGCAUGGGAGGACGAUCCCGACGAACAGCCAGUGAAUGUCAAUGUUACUACCAUGGCAGAACUAUGCAAAGACGUAAGGGUUGGUCGGAAAUCAAAAGUUUUUAGGGAACUCGAAAAAGCCAAGUAUGAAAAAUUUCAAGAGCGAAAGGCAAAAAAAAAACGACUUACUGCGGCAGUUCGAUCAACGCCUGUUGUCGACGAACCAGAAGGUGAAGAGGUAUCCAUACUCGAUGGUAUAGAAGAUCCAGACGAAGUCAAUAACACAAGGUCUCGGAAAAGUGAAACCUCAGUUGCUUCUGAUAUAGACGUUUCUGAUGGCGCCCAAGAAUAUGUCUUGCAGGAUGAUGGAUCGCAUACACGACAAAGAACGAAUUCUGUUACUUCUGAACACUCGAUUGAAAUUGUGCAUAGCGAUGAGGAGGCGUCACAGGCGGUUGAUUCUGGACAAGAGUCGAAUGACAUUAGAGCUCUCGAAUGGGACCUAGGUGGCAUCAAAGAGACGUAUGUACAGCUGGCGGAAAUUAUAUUUGAGUUAUCGUUAGGUACGGCCGCUCCUCAAGUCAGAGUAGUAAACGGGGAAAUAGUAAUAGACGAGGACUCGUUACGUAUCGAUCGGUCUGCGAUGCAUAAACCAGUCCAGGAAGAGUUGUUAGAAUUGGUGGUAGAAAAUCCAUACUCAACGAUAAUAAACAGUGCUAGCUAUUCGAAGAGAAGCCGAGCAAACGAAAAAUGGAAGGAGGACGAGACGGAACUGUUUUACAAGGCCUUGUCCAUGUGGGGCACGGAUUUCGAAAUAAUAUCCAAACUUUUUCCAACCCGAACUCGCAGACAAGUCAAAGCAAAGUUUAAGCGUGAGUCAAGGUUGGACCCAAAAAGAAUUAACGAAGCUACUGCAAAUCGGAUUCCUAUAGAUUUAGAGGAAUUUACCAAGAUUACUGGCGUAACUUUGAAUGUUCAAGACAUUUCGGAUUGA